Messenger RNA from Globicephala melas (long-finned pilot whale), 1744 nucleotides. It is a transcript of the gene MRM3, whose product is annotated as mitochondrial rRNA methyltransferase 3. NCBI's taxonomy places the organism in Eukaryota, Metazoa, Chordata, Mammalia, Artiodactyla, Delphinidae. Gene Ontology annotation, biological process: RNA processing. Gene Ontology annotation, molecular function: RNA binding; RNA methyltransferase activity. The record is from RefSeq and is a predicted model, not a curated record.
GCCUCGGAAGGCGGCGGCAGAGGCCAGUCCCCGCGAGCAGCGACUGAAGCAGUCGCGUCAGGUGCCCCCAUCCCAGACCCCCAGCACCUGGGAAGAGUCGGGGCUUCGCUAUGAUAAGGCUUUCCCCGGAGACAAAAGGCUGAGGUGAUGUGUUCCUGAGGCUUGUCGAGUUUUCUCGUUUCUCUUUCCCCUCACAACGAGACCUUGACCUUUUUCCUCCCGUUGGAGGACCUCUUGAAGCACAACUCGCUGGUUUUUAUUAUGCACGGAGGGUAGGAUAAGUGUCUAACAGUUCGUUUCUUUCCCCGCGAAGCUCUUCAUGUCUGUUAGAACUAGAUGUGUCUCCGUAACGAGGAUGUUGGUAAUUACCCGUCUUUUUGUUUCCACCCACAGCAGUGUGAUGACAGUAGUUAAGUCCAGGCAAUUUCGGGAAAAGCAAGGGAAGAUCCUGUUGGAAGGUCGUAGGCUGAUUGCAGAUGCUCUCAAGGCUGGUGCUGUGCCCAGAGUUUUCUUCUUUAGCCGUCUGGAAUACAUAAAGGAGCUGCCCAUUGAGAAGCUGAAAGGUGUUAGCCUCAUUAAGGGAUUUUUGCCAAACCUGACCACGUCAAGAUGACAUACCCAGAGACUCAGCUUCUCCACGCAGUGCCCAUAUUGUUGAUUUGUGACAAUCUCCGCGACCCUGGGAACCUGGGGACAAUUCUGCGAUCUGCUGCUGGCGUAGGCUGCAGCAAAGUGUUACUCACCAAAGGCUGUGUGGAUGCCUGGGAACCCAAAGUGCUGCGGGCAGGUAUGGGCGCACAUUUCCAAGUGCCCAUCAUCAACAACCUGGACUGGGAAGCAGUGCCCAACUACCUGCCCAAUGACACCCGCGUCUACGUGGCUGACAACUGUGGCCUUUACACACAGGCCCAGGCCCAGAUGUCUAAUAAGGCCAGUGACUACGGCUGGGUAUGUGACCGACGACCCCUAAAGUUUCACAAGUAUGAGGAGGAGGAAGAGAAUCUAGAAAGUGCAGCCAAUAAAGGCUGGCUCCCUGAACUUGAGGUCCAGAGUUACGACUCAGACUGGACAGAGGCACCUGCAGCUGUGGUGAUAGGUGGGGAGACCAGCGGCGUGAGCCUGGAGUCCCUGCAGUUGGCUGAGAGCACGGGGGGCGGGAGGCUGCUGAUCCCCAUCGUGCCUGGUGUGGACAGCCUGAACUCGGCCAUGGCUGCGAGCAUCCUGCUCUUUGAAGGGAGAAGACAACUGCGGGUGAGGGCGGAACACUUGAGCAAGGACGGGAGUUACCACUGAGAGGGGACGUGGAAGCCAGUCCUCGGUUAUAGGUUGUCUCUGUGGUUACUGGAAAAAUAAGAACUUCCCUGACUUUCUGCUUAGCCUCAAAAAUAACAAAGUCCAAAAUUCCUCCUGCGAUCUCCAUCUUCCCACCGACUUCUAUAUGUGUGUAUAUGUACGUGUGUGGGGGGGUAAGAGAGAGAGAACAUAAGUAGAUGCUCCUCAUGGCUGUAUGUUUUUAAAAACUGUCCACCAAGGAGCAUCUUUGUGCCCAGAAAGUUGCUGAGGGCAUCACCUUGGGUAGGGAGGACCCCUUCCUCCGCAGCUGGGGGUGCUCUGCAAUCAUGGAGCGCUGGUUAGAGGCCGGCCUUGGUCACUCAACUCCUGUGAUCAUUGGUCAGUGGAAAUUGACUUCAUCCCUGUGAAGUGUAGACCAGCAGAUUACAUUAAAAAGUUUUAUUUCGGUGUG